CCUCUUUUUUUUAUUUUACAGCUGUAGUGAACGUUUACUGAUAAGAUAGGAAAGCAAGAGUUAUCUGCCCUAAAUUUGGGCUUGUGAUAUCCGUUUAAUGUUUAGUCGCAUAAUGGCCGAGGUGGACGUCAAACUGGGUAUUCGGACAACGCUGGCCAGAAUCGAAGAAGCUCACGCAAAACGAGUUCAGACCAUCAAAGCUCCGAAACCCCUACUGGUUGCAGUAAGCAAAACUAAACCCGUUGAGCUGAUACUGGAUGGCUACUCCGUGGGACAGCGCGAUUUCGGCGAAAACUAUGUCCAGGAACUGAUCGAAAAGGCGAACAGUGCGAAAAUUCUCGAACAAUGCCAAGACAUCCGGUGGCACUUUAUUGGCCAUUUGCAAACCAACAAAAUUAAUAAGAUUGUAAACCUUCCAAAUUUGUACAUGAUCGAAACCGUACACAAUGCUAAAUUGGCCGAAAAUCUAAAUAAAGCGUGGGAGAAAGUGAAAACCGAUAACCCGAACAAACAGAAACUCAACGUGUUGAUUCAGAUCAACACCAGCGGAGAAGAUGAGAAAAACGGUACCGAACCGGCGGAGGCGACUAACUUAUACCGUUUCGUAACAGAAAAGUGUCCCAACCUAAACUGUCACGGAAUUAUGACAAUCGGGCGCUUCGGGCACGAUUAUUCCACCGGUCCCAAUCCGGACUUUAUCGAACUGAUGAAGUGCCACCAGGAUAUCUGCAGCACUUUUGGGAAGGAUCCCGCCGAAUUGCAGGUGUCGAUGGGAAUGUCGGAUGACUUUGUCCAAGCGAUCGAGAUGGGUAGCACAAUCGUACGCGUAGGCAGUUCUAUUUUUGGAGCCAGAGCAAAGAAACACGAAGCAUAGGAAUUUUUUCGCCACACUAGCACACACUGGCGCAGGUCUAGCCGGAUUGCGAUUGUUGAGCCGUUUCACCGAUUCGUCAUAUGGGAUUGAAUCUUGCCGGUUAUUUUCGAUAUUUGAAUCUGAUUCUUAUUGCAUACAUCGAAAGCACAGUCAACGUCGAUUGUCAUAGUUCCACUGUUUUGUUUAAAUUAUAUCAAAUAUUGUAAUAAAAGUGAUCGGUUUGCCAUUGA
This is a messenger RNA of Topomyia yanbarensis, 1104 nucleotides long. Its product is annotated as pyridoxal phosphate homeostasis protein. NCBI's taxonomy places the organism in Eukaryota, Metazoa, Arthropoda, Insecta, Diptera, Culicidae. The record is from RefSeq and is a predicted model, not a curated record. Gene Ontology annotation, molecular function: pyridoxal phosphate binding. The coding region runs from base 98 to 874 and encodes 258 amino acids. The transcript has 6 exons. Gene Ontology annotation, cellular component: intracellular anatomical structure.